UCCAAGUGACACCAUUAAAUAUUAGAUCUUUCAUUCGAGAUGAAGGUUGUGAAAAUGUUCAUUAUCCACCUGAAAUUUUAGCACCACUACCUUAUCUCGAAAAAUGUCUUUCCACUAUCAAGGGAUCAGCCGUUUAUCCGAAUGAUCCUCAAUAUUACGAUUGCAUAAGAGUUGCAAAUUGUCGAAAUCCUUAUUUUCCUGUGGUAGUAGUUUAUGUUGCUGAAAUUUUAGAUAUUCAAAAAUCAAUUCAUUGUGCAAAUUCUUUAAAUAUUUCGGUCGUUGCCAGAUCCGGUGGUCAUUCUUUUGAGGGAUAUGGAGAUGGUGGAAAGAAUGGUGCUAUGGUGAUUGACGUUCAAGGGUUUAAUCAAAUAGAUAUUAAUACUGAAACGAAAACCGUUGUUAUUGGAACUGGAAAUAGAUUAGGUCCUGUUUAUUAUAAAUUAUAUCAAGCUGGAUUCUUAAUUCCAGCAGGAAGUUGUGCUAAUGUUGGUAUUGGUGGUCAUGCCACCGGUGGUGGUUUUGGUGUCGUUGCAAGAAAGUAUGGAUUGGCUUCCGAUAAUAUUAUUAGCGCUGAAAUGGUUAUAGCAAAUGGAACUUUCAUAUCUCCUAUUAAUUCUACUCAUCAUUCAGAUCUAUUUUUUGUGCUUCGAGGAGCUGGUAAUGCCGGCUAUGGCAUAAUAACCUCUCUUACCUUCAGGAUUCAUCCUAUUCAACCAAUAGUUACCUCAAUUAAUAUCUCCUACUAUUCAGAACAAGUCGAAUUGGUGUUUAUGUCACUUUCCAAAGUAUCUAAAAAUCUUAGCGAAAAUUUAACUCCCUACCUUGCAGUAUUGGCCGAAAGUAGUGGCUAUUAUACUAUUUCAAUUACAGCUACAUAUUUGGGACCAGCAGAAGAGGCUCGAAUUGCUGUCAAAGAAUUAAUCGAAUUAUCAAAUCCUGCAUAUAUAAAAUUCGAAGAAAUGACUUGGUGGAGAUCUGUCAUGGAAACAUUUACACAGCAGCAAACUAUACACCCAGUAUUUCCUCCUCAACCUUUCAAAUCUACAUCUUAUAAUAUUCCGCUACCAGGUCUUUCUCGAGAAGGCAUUAGAUUUUUAGUAAAUUUUAUUAGUAAUGUUGAAUGCACUACAGUAGCGUUAUUUGAUGUAUAUGCGGGUGGUGGUGUUAUAAAUAGAAUUUCAGGAAAUAACUCUGCCUAUAUUCACAGAAACCUUCUUUUUGUAUUACAAUUAGAAAUGAAGUUAAGUGAUCGUGAUAAAGAAACUCAAAUUAAAUGUGUAGAGAAACAUUUACAAUUUAGACAAGAAUUUCAAGCAAAAUAUACUUCAUAUUUUAGUUAUCAAGAUUAUAUAGAUAAAGACUUGCCAGAUUGGGCAACAAGAUAUUAUGGAGUUCAUUUACCUAGAUUAAUUGAAACUAAAAAGAAAUAUGAUCCUAAUAACUUAUUUAAUUGGGAACAAAGUAUUCCUACAAAAUUACCAUAA
Messenger RNA from Dentiscutata heterogama, 1484 nucleotides. The record is from the annotation of a GenBank genome assembly. Lineage: Eukaryota; Fungi; Glomeromycota; Glomeromycetes; Diversisporales; Gigasporaceae.